GGAAUAAUGAAGAAUUAAUAGUUCCGAAUUAACAGUGAUUGACAAGCCAUUUGAAUUUCACAAAUCGGAUACUAAAAAAUUUCUGGAAUUUUUGAUCGUUAAUAGUGAUAACGUGAUGAUUUUUGAAGAAAAUUAAAUUAAAUCAUCACCGAGGGUGAUUGUUUGGGAAUGAAUGACAAUGUGUAUUGCGUUCACCUGGUUAGAAGAGAAAAAUUAACUGAUGAUUUUAAAGAACUGGAAAUAUUUCAAGACCUUUUAAAGAUAUUGUUAUCUGCUGAUAGUGAUCGACCAUUAUCUUUGGGACGAGACAACCGCGCAAUAGAAGAACCGCAUCGAUCGACCAAGAUCCUAUUUCUAAACUCUCUUUCUAAAUUCACACUAUCGUGUAUUUUUUCCUAAUUGUGCGAAGUGCAAGAACCUCUUUGCAGAAUACCCUCGCUCGAGAAAUCUCUCUUUCACGCGGCUUGCCGCAUCGAUCGGAGUUUAAUUUCGUACUUAAUUCGAUAAACAUUGAUGGACUAUUUCGGUGCGAUCGGCAUUGCCUCGGAGUGCUUGCUCGAUUAAUCGAAUCGGAGAUCGGCUGGCGAGCAUUGUGCGCCAACAGCAUCCCUGGGGGGAUAUAUCGACAGUACUUGGAAAGAAAUCGACUGGAAGAGACAAGUUUCGCAAGCACGUGUCGGUUACUAACGAAUCGGCGCUACAUCAUGCCGGUGUUUAACAUUAUCACGCGAAGAUGUAAGGCUGAGGACCUCCUGGACGACAUUCUGUCGUUCGAGGCUGGUUCUUUGGGUGAUGGAUUGAAGGACGGCCAAGCCGGAAGUCUUACGAAUAUACCAGAGCUUCAAAUUAAACCGGAACCUCUCUUGCUCACCGAGGCAGAGAUCCAUGCCCUCGCGAAAGAUCGACAGAAAAAGGAUAACCACAAUAUGAUUGAACGACGGCGACGUUUCAACAUCAACGACAGGAUCAAGGAGCUCGGCACCCUUCUGCCCAAGACCAAUGACCCAUAUUACGAGAUCGUUAGAGACGUCAGACCGAACAAGGGUACGAUUCUCAAGUCGUCGGUGGAGUACAUAAAACUGUUGAAAAACGAACUCACGAGGAUGAAGCAGAAUGAGCUCAGGCACAAACAAUUGGAGCAUCAGAAUCGCAGAUUGCUUCUGCGCGUGCAGGAACUCGAACUGCAGGCAAAGGCGCACGGUCUUCCGGUUUCCGACUUCAACUGGGCGUCCACUUCCGCCAUGCUCAACACCUUCCCGAGGAGUAAACUCGAACAACGAAAGAUGCCGGAUCUGACGGUGACGGAAGAGGCGACGAGCCUAAGCAUGUCACACCUCGAAGACCUCAUGGAGGACGACACCAGCGGUCCCGUACACGGCGGCGACCCGAUGCUGUCGUCGCCGCACCUGCCACCAUUGAGCCCACCUGCGACCGGCUGUCACCAUGGUUUAACUGACGAGGACACCCUCGGCAGCCUGGCGGUGACCACAUCGAACUCCUCGUCCGACAUGGACAUCGUCGCGUAGUCGAAAACCACCGUCGUCCAUCAGCUUCGCGCGUGAUCGUAGUCGACUUUUGAAACUUGGUCGCGUUAGAUAUUUUCCGGUAGUCGCAGAGGUGAUCGAUUUAGGUUCGUGUGAAGUGGGAAGAGGAGAAAAGAAAUAGAGCAGGACACUUCCGUGAUGUGCGAAAUACGACUUAGAGGCAGCGAACUGUUGCGACGUCGUAGAUUCUCAUCGUGGAAGAGCGGAAAGAAAAUUUGCGCGGCACCAAUUGAAUUUUAUUGGAGUCACUGCAUUCUGAUGUGGAUUUAUCUAAAACUAGUCAUCGACUUGUGGUCGGGAAAGGAGGUCGGCAAAAGAAAUGAAGAAAAAUACAUAUGGGCCUGACGUUGCUUGCCGUGGAGAGGAUUAAAGGAGAUCGUUCUGAAUAUUGCGAUCGAUCCAUUAAACAAACGAUAACGCUUGAGGAGCAGUCAUUAUGUUAAUAUAAUGAAGUUUAGAGAAAGAAAUAUCGAUAAUCUUUUUGAAUUUCGACGACUUGGUCCAAUAUAAAUAAUUAUUAUAGACAAACUAGAAGACUGGAAACCACGGUUAAAAUGUUCCCAUGGGGAUAUCACAAUGGGGCGGCGCACUUUGAAUCACGAAUAUAAUCGUAGAAUUUUGCAGACCUGCCAUUAUCACAUCAGUGGUCCCCAUAAUUCAAGAAUAUAUCUAGCGAUUAUUGUUGCAAUAUUAUUCCUCUUGGUCAUCUAACAUAUUGUUAAUUGUUGGCCGGUUUGAACCAUGGGCAACGAGAGCGCUUUCGAAGACCAUUUCAAGCUAGAAAAUCAUCGAGAAGACCGUAAAGAAAAUUGCUGUGACAAAAAUGUGUCAAGUUCACGUUUCACGCUCUUGAAGAUCCAUAGUAUGAGAAGCUGAUGAAUGUUUCUCGGGUCGACAACAUGAGAACUAAAGAAGCGAUCGGACGUUUUCGGUCGGUCAGUCGAGCUGGCCGGCUUCGGGGUCUCUCUCGAAGUGGCGGUGAAAGUCGUCAUUGCCUGGCGACGGAGGAGUUCAGGGUCGUUCCAAUUGCGAAGAACGGAGGGCUCACUGUCACGAUUCUACAAACGGCUGGCCGUUACAUGGAUGGAAUGCGUGACAUCUUGCGUGCGUUGUAUGCUAUGUCAGUGCCACGAAGGACGCGCUCCUGUCGCGCUUGAGACAGGCCUAAAUGUUCGCGCGAGACGCUGUUCAUCAGCGAUGCACCUUGCGUCGUAUGACAAUUUCGAGAUAAUUGACGAAGAACGAGAGAUUGUCUUCUCGUAAAAAAAGUGCUAGCUAUAUAAUUCACUAUGAUAUUACUUAAUCGCCGAGAAAUCAUUUUCAUAGAUUGCGAGCGUGUUCGCGAGGUGUGUUCGAGAAGAUGAUCCGAUAUGAAAUAUUUUUAAUAAAAGAUUUCUCGUGA
Molecule: messenger RNA, 2946 nt
Organism: Pogonomyrmex barbatus (red harvester ant)
Lineage: Eukaryota; Metazoa; Arthropoda; Insecta; Hymenoptera; Formicidae
Gene: Mitf
Product: transcription factor Mitf
Biological process (GO): regulation of transcription by RNA polymerase II
Cellular component (GO): nucleus
Molecular function (GO): RNA polymerase II cis-regulatory region sequence-specific DNA binding; DNA-binding transcription factor activity, RNA polymerase II-specific; protein dimerization activity
Source: RefSeq, a predicted model, not a curated record